UUUUGAACCAGACCGCCCGCGCUAAUCGCUAAUCGAUUAAAGCCAAAGAAAAAAAAAAAAAGAAGUUCUGCCAAAUCUUUCUAUUUUCUCGUUUUUAUCUUCAUUUUCAUCAGGUACAAAUAACCACUUACUUCAUAUCUAUAUAAGUCAAUACAAGUCCGCCAAUAUGCCUAAGUCAAAGCGAUCCAAGGUUGUCCACAUGACCCAGGUCAACAAGAAGACCCGCGAGCACAAAGAGAGCCUCUUCGAAAACAUCCGCAAAUGCAUCCCCCAGUACCAAUACUGCUACGUCUUUAAUGUUGACAAUAUGCGCAACACCUACCUGAAGGAAGCGAGACAAGAAUUAUCCGAUAGUCGUCUCUUCUUCGGCAAAACCAAACUUAUGGCUCGCGCCCUAGGUCACAGUCCUGAGGAUAGUUACGCCGACAACGUUUGGCGGCUGACCCCCUACUUGCGGGGUACUGUCGGUUUACUCUUCACCAACCGCCCGCCCGAGCAGCUAUUCCCUUACAUCGAGGACCUCUCGCGCGACAAGGUCGAUUUCGCCCGCGCCGGUGCCAUCUCCCCCCGCGACUUUGUCGUCCCCUACGGCACACUCUAUGCCACCGCUGGCGAGGUGCCUCUAGAGCACGACGUCCCCAUUGGCCACACCCUCGAGCCUGAGUUGCGCCGCCUCGGUGUGCCCGUGCGCAUGGUCAAGGGUCGCGUCGUCUUGGAGGCUGGUUCGGAGGUUGGUUUGGACGGGGGAUACGUCGUCUGCCGUGAAGGUGACGUCCUCGACUCGCGCCAGACCAGGUUACUCAAGCUCUUCAGCAUCUGCCUCAGCGAGUUUCAGAUCAAGAUUCUCGCCUAUUGGUCUGCUGCUACCUCCGAGGUCAUUCCUGUCAACGCCCCAGCCGUAGAUGGUGUCGACAACGUUGACGAGGACAGCAAUUAAGAAACUAAGGAGGAGAGAGGGCGAAAUUAGAAUAGGAGGAGACAGCCCUGGCUGCUUGCUUGCUUAUUUCCUUAUUUUUUUCUUUUUUCACAUCCACUCCCCGUGUAUAUUCUUUAUACUCGCAUGUACGUGUGUGUGCAUUUACGGUGAUACCAUGGUUUUCAUUGGCGUUUGGUACAGGCAAAAAAAUCUUUGGGCCAAGGUGAUUAAUAAUUUGAGGGACUAUUUCACGACUGCGUACGAGGCCAAAGCAUAGGUGGUCGGGACAAAAUAGAACAGAAACAGAAGACGUACGUAGCCAGUUUACCAGUUAACUAGUAAGGGUGGCCAGGGCGUUGGACGGAUCAUAUAAGACUAUCUUACAUAUCAAGACUCACUACUUGAAAAAGAUAGAGCUUAGUCCAGCACGAUACACUGCCAUACUACACGCAAAAUCUCGUUUGACUCAUUGCUUAAGUUUUCCCAUCAUCCUACACCCCGCCCCUUUUC
Hypoxylon fragiforme is the source of this 1426-nucleotide messenger RNA. Its product is annotated as mRNA turnover protein 4. NCBI's taxonomy places the organism in Eukaryota, Fungi, Ascomycota, Sordariomycetes, Xylariales, Hypoxylaceae. The coding region runs from base 167 to 937 and encodes 256 amino acids. The record is from RefSeq and is a predicted model, not a curated record. Gene Ontology annotation, molecular function: RNA binding. The transcript has 2 exons. Gene Ontology annotation, biological process: rRNA processing; ribosomal large subunit biogenesis; ribosomal large subunit assembly. Gene Ontology annotation, cellular component: nucleolus; preribosome, large subunit precursor.